CCAAAACGCAAAAAGGAGGAAACCCCUAACCCCUGUUCACCCACUCCUCCCCCGCUCCUCCCUGGUGUCGGGGUUGCGGCGGCGCCGACGAAUCACCACCGAGCGCGAUGGCGAGCUCGGCUCUGAGGCGAUCUCUCCCGCGGCGCGCCUCGCUCCGACGAGCCCUCCCUUCCCACCGGCCACCCGCCGCCAGCGAGUUCUGCCGCUCCUUCCAGUCCGGGGAUGGCGAGAUUGGUGAGACCAUGGAUGAAUUCGAGGCGCGUCUGUUUGGGAGCAACAAGGGGGUGGACGAGGGGUCACUCUAUCGGAAGCUCGAUAAGGUUGAGAAUACCAGUAAGAGAUACGGCAUGGGCUCUGGAUCCAUGGCUGGUUUCGGUGGUUUGGGCAACAGGAGCAGUUCUGGGUCCAUGGGUGGUUUUGGUGUGUUCGGCGACAGGAGCAGCUCUGGGCCAUUGGGUGGUUUUGACUCUUUGAAUGAUGGAAUGGGUGAGACGCUGGCUCAUGUGGCACGUAACUUCCAAAUGGACGAUGACGACGAUGAUGAUGAGGACUGGGAUGAUGAAGACUUUGAUUUCAGGCCUGAUGUCGACUUUAGGCGAGGUUCGACUUAUAAUGUUCGGGACCUUGACCUUAAAAGACCUGCAGCCGCAAAGAACCCUCCUAGACCACAGUUUGAAACAACUACAGCGGAGGUUUUGAGGAAGGCUGAUUUUAGGAAUGUUAGAUUCCUCUCCAACUUUCUUACAGAAGCUGGAAUUAUCAUCAAGAGAAGCCAGACUCGCAUAAGUGCGAAAGCUCAGCGUAAGAUUGCAAGAGAGAUCAAAACCGCGCGUGCCUUUGGGCUAAUGCCUUUUACAACGAUGGGUAGAAGACCAUUCAUCUUUGGCAGAAGCGCCGAGGAGCACUAUUCGGAGGAAGAAUAUGGAUUUGACUUUGUGAAGAAGGAUGGGGGGCCUGAUGAAGAUAAUGGGGAUGCUGAACCAAAUGUGGAGGCUGCAUAAACAUUCUGGAGCAACCUUUCGCAAGCAUCCCCUUUCCUCCGUUACUCUCAUUUGACACAGCUCUGCAUGCCUGCCUGAUGCCCCGUUUUGCUUCUUCACAGGGUAGCUCAGCUUAGCCUGAAUAAACUGUAAUAUUGCGUUAUCUACUUUUGCUUGCCUGUUGUGGCGGGAUAACGAAAUAUCUUCGGCGACGGAUCCUCCAGGCUGGAGAUCAUAUGCCAUAUGAAAUGGACCAUGUGAUUGGCGCUUUCCUGGGCGCUGGGAAACUCUUUUGGGAGUAGCACUGCGUUCGAUUUUGUAUAAGCAUGAUUGUUCGGCUGUUCAACGAGGGCACCGACAGUUGAUGAUUCAUGUGCUGGUUGUUGGCAGCUUCAUUUU
Setaria italica (foxtail millet) is the source of this 1379-nucleotide messenger RNA. RefSeq lists its product as uncharacterized. The transcript has 5 exons. NCBI's taxonomy places the organism in Eukaryota, Viridiplantae, Streptophyta, Magnoliopsida, Poales, Poaceae. Bases 108 to 1001 code for a protein of 297 amino acids. Gene Ontology annotation, cellular component: ribosome; mitochondrial small ribosomal subunit. Gene Ontology annotation, biological process: translation. Gene Ontology annotation, molecular function: small ribosomal subunit rRNA binding; structural constituent of ribosome. The record is from RefSeq and is a predicted model, not a curated record.